Messenger RNA from Harmonia axyridis, 585 nucleotides. RefSeq lists its product as uncharacterized. Gene Ontology annotation, molecular function: catalytic activity. Lineage: Eukaryota; Metazoa; Arthropoda; Insecta; Coleoptera; Coccinellidae. The record is from RefSeq and is a predicted model, not a curated record. Bases 1 to 585 code for a protein of 194 amino acids. The transcript has a single exon.
AUGGCCUGGGCAAACGCAUUGAAAUUAAAUGUGGACCUUAUGGUUGUGUCGGAGCCUAACAAAAAAAUAUGCUCAAGUGGAGAAUGGAUCACAGACGAAGAGAAAGAUAUAGCUGUGAAAAUAAUUAAUAAACAAGUGAAAGUUCAUAAAGUCAAUAAACGGAAAAAUUAUGUUCACUUAAUGCUCGACGGAGUACAGGUUUAUGCUAUCUACGUGUCUCCCAAUAUACCCAUACAGAUCUUCAAGAACCGGAUAGAUGAAGUGAUGGAAGAUGUGGCUAUACAAUCUGGAGGAAUCAUAGUGAUGGGAGAUUUCAACGCUAAAUCACCCAUAUGGGGAACACCGAAGGCAGACAUUAGAGGUGAAUAUGUCGAAGAAUGGCUGGCCCAGACUUCCUUCACAGCAAUAAACAACGGUGAACCCACAUUCAUCAGAGGAACAACGAGAUCCCAUAUAGAUGUGACACUAAGCCCAAUAAACUUCCAAGGAAAGAUAAAAAACUGGGAGGUAAAAUAUGAAAAUCCAUUCACGUACCAUGGGCAUAUCUAUUUCGCGGUAGAGAGCAACACCAGAGUAAAGAGAUGA